This is a messenger RNA of Culicoides brevitarsis, 2099 nucleotides long. RefSeq lists its product as uncharacterized. The transcript is spliced from 3 exons. The record is from RefSeq and is a predicted model, not a curated record. Bases 39 to 2099 code for a protein of 686 amino acids. Lineage: Eukaryota; Metazoa; Arthropoda; Insecta; Diptera; Ceratopogonidae.
ACCGCCAAGAAGUUUCAUUUCUCCUGAAAAUUCAAUAAAUGGAGCCUCCGAAGAAGAUUUUCAAGCCAUCCGACGGUUCAAAAGUCACAGAAUUGCAUCUUUCGAUCCCUCCGAGCUUCCAACCGACGGGAAUUUCAUAUCAACAUGUCGAAAAUAGGACCAUGCUCAUCGUUCAAGGUGUCAAUGAGAUCCUCACGUUCCUUCUCGGAGACCUUCGAACGAUUCUAAGCACACCAAAUGCCAUCAAACCGCUGAAAGAGAACUUAAUUCAAGUAGAAAGUUCAGUUUUGAAGAUAAUUCACAGCAAAGUUCGAACUUACUGCCUUCAUGAAGAUCAAAGUCUCUCCUCUUUUGCCUCUUACAAGCAACUUAAACAGCUGAAAAGUCCCUCAGGAUGUCGUGACAUCAUCAAAUACAGAGAUGGGGUUGCUGUUCUCGUGAAAAACCCUCGAGAAAACUUGCGGAUCGAACUUUUGCCAGACACGAACAACGAAAAUCCAUCAAAAAUUGUCGAUUGUGGACCAGCAGUUGAUGACGAAAGUUAUUUUUUAGGGCAAUUUGUUGUUUCUGAACGAAAUUUGAGUUUUUUAAGUGCUUUUUUAGGUGUUUCGAUGCCUGUGAGAAAAGAUCCUUUUCUGCUUUUCUCCGUGGGAAAUAAUAUUUUUUGGAUAAAUGACACAGAAGACGAUGAAAUUCGAAUAAUUCGAAGUUACAGUUCAAAAAUAAUGAGAUUUUUCAUGAAAAAUUCACUUUUCAUCGCAAUUUUGGAAUCCGGAACGAUGGAAAUUUCGUAUUUAUGUUCCUUACUUGGAGUUGUUGGCUCGAAAAGAUUCCAUUUGUUCGAAAAUUGUUGGAGUUUGUGCACGGAAAAGCUCUUAGCGGUGUCAAAUGGCAACGAACUUCAUGAAAUUGAGGUAAAACAAAUGAAAAAUGACGUAAAAAUUGAUAGAAAAGUCACAAAAUUACCGGGGAUCGUUGGAAUUGUUUUCGUGAAGGAAGUCAAUCGACUGUUGAGCAUCACAGAAAAUCGAUUUAUGUAUCAUUGGGAAGUUACGACAAAAGAAUUUGCGGUUGGAGAUGAUGAUGAUGAGUUUCAGUUGGUCGAUGAUAAAUAUCUGUUAAAAGCAAAUUCUGUUAAAAAUCUGUUACAAAAGUUACUUGAGGUGCACAAAACUUACCAAAAAACCAUCGAUGAGAAACAAUCAAGGCAUGAAUUGCUCGAAAACUUUCGUUCAAAACGCUUUUCAAGCAUUUCUUCACAAAAUUCGUACUUGGAAUCGAUUCCUCGUGACUUGAAAAAUUACGUUCAUAAUCUCCAAAGUCUCUCAAUGGACCAAAAUUUGCUAUUUCUCGUCGUUGACAUGAAAAUUGAUGACUUACGGACGAUUUUAUGUAUCGAAAACACAUUUAUAUUGUUCGAAUAUUCAUUUGAAGGAAAAAUUCGAAAAAGAUUUAUUCGUCUAAAAGAUUUUUUAUCGGAUGAAAAAUCAAAAAUUCUCUUCGACGUGAGCCAAAAAGGACAUUUAUCGUUGCCAGAGAUGAAAAUUUCACUUGUUCACCUGAUAAGACAAAAUACUGACCUUUUAAUGUUAAAAACUGACGUGAAAACGAAGACUGAAGAUUUGAAACAAGAAAUUGUGAGUGAUGAGGAAGUAUCAAAAAUUACGAAAACGAAUGAAAAUUCACUCAUUAAACGAAUUUUGGGAGAAGAAAUUAAAAAUUCAAGCGAAAUUAGUUUUUCACAUAGCUUAAAAGUUCCUAACUCGAACAUUUUAUUGAACAAUUUCAACUUAAGUUCAUCAAAUAAUCGUUCAGUCAUUAAAAUCCAUGGGAAAUUUGCAAUUCUUGAAUUAAUUCAUGAAGAAGAUGUGCUUAAAAUAUCAUCGCCUGACUUUGGUUUAGUGAAUUAUCUCAAAAAUUUGAUUUUACGAAAAAUUUUUGAACAAAAUAAUUUUCAAAAAAUUUCGUUUGAUUCAAACUUUGAGAGAAAAAUGAAGGAAUUCUUGCCGAUAUUGACUUCAACGAAUAUCAAUGACAGGGAUGUUUUAGAAUAUUAUCGAAAAAUACGAGAGCUUCCUAUUGAAUUUUCCGCUAAUUAA